AUCAUUAAUAUUUGGCGAUUGAACAGUCAUUCCAUUAAUUCUUCAGCAAUAAAAAGAUAAAAAAACACAAUGAAUCGUUGAACAUAGCGUUCAUUCAUAAACUCCGCAUUACAAUGAGCUAUAAAGGUUGUAGCGCCAUAAAGAGCGUAGCCACGUAGUUAUUACACAACCCCAAACACAAUGAUAAAUCAAAGAUUGGGUUAGUGUUGGCCUUAUGGCUGCAUCCACUUGAGCAACUCCCAUUGACUAGUUACAGUACUCCCCUGUCAUAAACAAAUUGCGUGAGUGAAACCCGGAGGAACUGUCUCCCGAAAAAAAAAACUGUCACCCACUGGAGGGAUAUGUUUAAUUCGCGCAAAGAGUUUCUCUUAAUCUUAACCUAACUAACCUCAGCGACGACGACGAUCUGACGAUUCGACUGGAACGACUGGAACCCAUUGUACCCAGGAGAAAAAAAAAAAUUGACAAGUAAGUAAUCACUCACUUCUAACCAUACCCCGAAGAAAUCCACAAAACGAGUUCACGAAGACGAGGGAGUUGUGCAUUGACCUCAGCACCAGAUGAAUGCAUUAGAGGAUUAAUAAAAGUGCAUAGAAAUUGUUAAUUAAAAAUUCAAAAAAAAACCUGAAAACGAGUAACGAAGAGUUACGAAUAAGACGAUGAGAAUGAAUGAAUCGAUAUGAAAGAAAAAAACCCGCAAUUACCCAUCGACAACACCCGGAAUUCCACAUUGACCUUCACGAUGUCGACGACUCUAGUCCAGCAGUUUGUCCAGCGAUUGAAGUCCCGUCACGAGGAUGUGCGUAAUAAAGCAGCACGAGAUCUCUGUCACUACACGAAAACAGAACUCCGAGAGACUUCCCUGGAGGAGAUCACGUCGUUCAUGGAUGAUUUCAAUCACCACAUCUUCCAGAUGGUCUCAGGGUCGGAUAUGAGUGAGAAAAAGGGAGGAAUCCUUGCGAUAGUCUGCCUCUUAGGGGUCGACGUGGGUAACACCAGCACCAGGACGAUACGUUUUGCCAAUUAUCUGAGGAACCUCCUGCCAUCCUCCGACGUUGGGGUGAUGGAGCUGGCAGCGAAGACAGUUGGAAAAUUGGCACUAGUUUCAGGGACUUACACAGCGGAGUACGUCGAGUUCGAGGUAAAGAGAGCCUUCGAGUGGCUGGGGGGUGACAGAAACGAGGGUAAACGUCAUGCAGCUGUUCUAGUCCUCCGAGAGAUCGCAGUAUCGAUGCCCACGUAUUUCUUCCAGCAGGUCACCCCCUUUUUCGAUUUAAUUUUCAAUGCAGUGAGAGAUCCUAAAGCUGUGAUUCGAGAGGGGGCUGUCGAGGCCCUAAGAGCUGCCCUAGUGGUAACAGCCCAACGAGAGACAACUAAACAGAUGCACAAGUCCCAGUGGUACAAGCAGUGCUACGACGAGAUAAUCGCUGGCUUUGAGGAUGUCUACAGCAGGGAAAGAGGCUUCAAUCGGGACGACAGAAUUCACGGAUCCCUCCUGGUACUCAAUGAGCUCCUCAGGUGUAGUAACGUUCUGUGGGAGAAGAAGUACGAGGAGCUUAUGGAGAGGCUCGCUCUCUCCAAUCCUGAGAAUUACAAUGACAUCCUCGUGCUGAUGCCCCGAUUAAAAACCAUUAUUGUAUCCAAGAGGUCUGGAUGUGCCAACAGGUCAGCCACUGAUGGCAUCUACAACGACAUUAUCAAUGGCACUGGAAAUAAUCAAAGUGUAAUCACCGGUGGAAAUUCCACGACUCAGUACUCUCAUUGUCUCUAUCCAGUGCACGAGUCAGCUGCUUGCAGACAACUCAUGCAGGAGAGAUUCGAUGACGUUUACAUGGAUAUUUUGAACCAGAGACUAUCGAAAAAUCCUCACAUCCAACAUGCCUUGAUGACGCUACUACCUAGACUGGUGGCUUUCAACACUGAGAAAUUCACGAAGGACCACCUCAGAGACAUUCUCAAUUAUUUGCUGAUUGUCCUGAGGGGACGAGAAAAAGACCGUUACGCCGCUUUUAUGACGAUUGGUUUGAUAUCAGUGGCUGUUGGUGAAUCCAUCAAGCCAUAUCUCCCGAAGAUUAUGGAGGUGAUAAAGGGGAGUCUACCCUCGAAGGAAACGCCAAAUAAAAAGAGGGGAGCCCCCCUGGAGCCGGCGGUUUUCAUCUGCAUCACCCUGCUGGCGCAUGCUGUGAAGCAGGCCAUCAGUGCUGAUGCCAAGGAUUUGUUGGAGUCGAUGCUGGCAACUGGGCUGAGUCCCAUUUUAACGACUUCCCUGAGGGAACUGGCCCACAAUGUUCCCUCCCUCAAGCUUGACAUUUCUCAGGGACUUUUGAGAAUGCUCUCCCAGGUAUUGAUGCACAAGCCCCUUCGUCAUCCAGGUGCCCCCUGGACCGCCACCAGCCCCAGUGGCAUUCUCGCUGCACCUCCAUCAGAGCCUAUGGACGUGCCCUCCACUGUUCUCGCUCUACGCACCCUGGGGACUUUCAAUUUCGAUGGGAAUCCACUCCUGCAAUUUGUGAGGCGAUGUGCUGAUCAUUUUCUCACUUCGGAACAGCCUGAGGUGAGACUCGAAGCUGUCAGGACGUGUUCCAGAUUAUUGAGACUCGCCCUGAGCCAGCCAGGACCCACAGUAACCAACACAGUGUCUGCAGUUCUUGGAAAACUCCUGGUAGUGGGUAUCACUGAUACUGACCCGGAUGUAAGGAUCUCUGUGCUGGCGUCUCUGGAUGAUUCUUUUGACAUUCACCUGGCGCAGGCUGAGAGCCUCUCAGCCCUCUUCGUUGCUAUGAACGAUGAGAUGUUUGAGAUCCGAGAGCUGGCCAUCAGCACGAUUGGCCGACUGAGCACUAUGAAUCCAGCGUACGUGAUGCCAUCACUCAGGAAGACACUUAUACAAUUUCUCACGGAGUUGGAGCACUCGGGGAUGGGAAGAAAUAAGGAGCAAGCCGCCAGGAUGUUGGAUCAUCUGGUAGUCAGCGCUCCUAGGCUUAUUCGUCCUUACAUGAAACCCAUUCUCAAGGUGCUCGUUCCCAAAUUGAAGGAACCAGAACCAAAUCCUGGAGUCGUCCUGGCGAUUCUACGAGCAGUGGGGGAUCUAGCCGAGGUGAAUGGCUCGGAGAUGCAGCAGUGGAUGCCAGAGCUACUCUCGAUCCUCCUGGAGAUGCUGGUGGACGCGAGUUCACCAGAGAAACGAGGGGUAGCCCUCUGGGUUCUUGGGCAGCUUGUCGGCAGCACUGGGCACGUAGUCAAGCCCUACAUGCAGUAUCCCUCGCUCCUCGAGGUUCUCAUUAAUUUCCUCAAGACUGAGCAACAGCCUAUUAUCAGACGAGAGACUAUUCGUGUCCUGGGACUCCUGGGGGCACUCGAUCCUUACAAACAUAAGAUGAAUCUCGGGCAGAUCGACUCGCAGGUGGACAAUCAGUUGACCUCAGUCACUGACACGAAGAGCGACAUAGAGAGCAACCAGGACUUGACCACCAGUGAAAUGCUCGUGAACAUGUCGUCUUCAAGUCUCGAGGAGUACUAUCCAGCGAUUGCCAUCGCCACAUUGAUGAGAAUAAUCAGGGAUCCAACUCUCGCACAACACCAUACGAUGGUGGUCCAGGCUGUGAUAUUUAUAUUCAAGAGUCUGGGGAUCAAGUGUGUCCCCUAUAUCUCCCAGGUGAUGCCCAGUUUACUGAACGUCGUGAGAACAGCAGAAGUCAACUUCAGGGAAUAUCUUUUUCAACAGCUGGCAAUUCUCAUCGCAAUUGUCAAACAACACAUCAGAAAUUACCUCGACGACACCUUCAACCUCAUCAAAGAAUUUUGGACUGUCAACAGUUCCCUCCAGAGUACAUUAAUCCUCCUGAUUGAGCAUAUUGCAGUGGCACUCGGUGCAGAAUUCAAGAUCUAUCUCCCCCAGUUGAUGCCCCAAAUUCUGAGGGUGCUAACUCAUGACACGAGUAAAGAUCGAAGUGUCACUGUCAAGCUUCUCCUUGCCCUCCAAAAAUUCGGAAAUAAUCUCGACAAUUAUCUUCACCUGGUGCUACCACCGAUAGUCAAGCUCUUCCACGCAUCCGACUGCCCAAUAACUGUCAACAGAGUUGCCCUGGAGACUGUGGAUCACCUUGCAGACACUCUGGACUUUACUGAUUUCGCUUCCAGGAUUGUUCACCCCCUGGUGAGAACGCUGGAUCAGUGUCCAGAGUUGAGGGGUACAGCGAUGGAGACCCUGUGUGCUCUGGUGAUCCAACUGGGCAAGAAAUAUCAGAUAUUCAUCUCUCUCGUUCAAAAAGUCAUGACAAAACACAAGAUCGUUAAUUCUCAGUACGACAUCCUGGUGGAUAAGAUCCUUACAGAGACGUCGAUGGUCGAGGGAGACGAUUACCUCCUGAUGAGACACAGAAAUUCGAGGAACAAGAACAGGGACUUAUCCCUGACGUCGUCAGACACAACGAUGAUCAAGCGUCUGCACAUGUCGGCCUCGAACUUGCAAAAAGCCUGGACAGCUAUGACACGAGUAUCGAAAGACGACUGGUUGGAGUGGUUGAGGUCCUUGUCGAUAGGUCUCCUGAAGGAGUCACCCUCUCCAGCUCUGCGAUCCUGUUGGGCUCUCGCACAAACGUAUUCCCAGCUUCCCAGGGACCUCUUCAACGCAGCAUUCGUUUCCUGCUGGUCAGAACUAACCGAUCCCUACCGGGGUGAAUUAAUCCAAACCCUCCAGCAGGCACUGAUGAUCCCAGACAUUCCAGAAAUAACCCAAACAAUAUUAAAUCUCGCUGAGUUCAUGGAGCACUGUGACAAGGGUCCCCUUCCCCUGGAUAAUAAGAUCUUAGGAGAGAGGGCGAUGCACUGUCGAACCUACGCUAAAGCCUUGCAUUAUAAAGAGGACGAAUUCCACAAGAGUAGAAACAGCAGUGUCUUCGAGUCCCUCAUCUCCAUAAACAAUAAACUCCAGCAGAAGGAGGCAGCGGAGGGUCUCCUGGAGUACGUAAUGAAUCAGGAUAAUCAACAGGACCUGAAAGUUCAGGUUCGUUGGUACGAGAAGCUCCACAACUGGGAUAAAGCCCUUCACCUCUACAAGGAGCGUCUGGAGACAGAUCCAAGCGAUGUGGAGUCGACCCUCGGGGAGAUGAGGUGUCUGGAGGCUCUGGGGGAGUGGGGUCAGCUUCAUGACGUUGCAACACGUCAGUGGUCUCAUCAGACCGAUGAGACGAAGCAGAGGAUGGCGAGAAUGGCUGCAGCAGCUGCCUGGGGUCUGGGCCAGUGGGAGAGCAUGGAGAAAUACGUGGGGCUUGUGCCCAAGGACUCUCAGGACGGUGCAUUCUACCGAGCAGUUCUGGCAAUUCACAAUGAUCAGUACAACGUUGCCCAUCAGCUGAUAGAUAGUGCACGUGAUCUCCUGGAUACUGAGCUGACGGCGAUGGCUGGGGAGAGUUAUCAACGUGCCUACAAUGCGAUGGUGGAGGUCCAGAAAUUGGCUGAGCUCGAGGAAGUGAUUCAGUAUAAAUUGGUACCUGAGAGACGUCACACGAUUAAAUUCAUGUGGUGGGAGAGGCUCCAGGGAGGCCAGCGGAUCGUCGAGGACUGGCAGAAAAUAAUCCAAGUGCACACACUAGUUGUGUCCCCCCAGGAUGAUAUGUACACGUGGCUCAAGUACGCAAGUCUCUGCAGAAAGAGUGGAAGCCUCCAGCUGUGCCAUAAAACUCUAGUCAUGCUGCUGGGGGUCGAUCCCUCGAAGACUCCCAAUGAUCCACUGCCCACUCAGCAUCCCCAGGUGACGUUUGCCUACUGCAAGCACAUGUGGAUGGCAAAUAAAAGGGAAGAGGCUUACAAUCAACUGAAACUCUUCGUUGACAAUUCCCUCCAACCCGCAGCUGUUGCUGUUACUGGUCUCAUCAGCCAGGGUGACGAUUCUCUCCAUCAGCAGUCUCAAGAGCAGGCUGAAGCCCACAGACGGCUGCUAGCGAGGUGCUACCUGAAAUUAGGGGAGUGGAUGGAGUCCCUCAAGGGAAUCAACGAGACGUCAAUUCCAGCUGUUCUAUCGUACUACAGUGCAGCCACCGAUCACGAUCCUAGCUGGUACAAGGCCUGGCACGCCUUCGCCUACACCAACUUCGAGACUGUUCUCUUUUACAAACAUCAGCAGAGUGAUCCCGGGGUCCAAGAGACGAGGGAGGGAAAUGGCAGUACGAAUGGCUCGAGGGUAUCUCUACCAAAUGCUCAGUAUAUAUCUCGAUUUACAGUGCCUGCUGUCAAGGGCUUCUUCAAGUCCAUAAAUCUGUCCCAUGGGAAUUCCCUUCAGGAUACCCUGCGACUUUUAACCCUGUGGUUCGACUAUGGACAGUGGCCGGAGGUGUACGACGCAAUCGUCGAGGGUAUCUGCCUGAUCGAGAUCAAUACGUGGUUGCAAGUGAUACCCCAGCUGAUUGCUCGGAUUGACACACCGAGGGCACUCGUCGGCAGAUGCAUCCACCACCUGUUGAUAGAUAUCGGUAAAUCCCACCCUCAGGCAUUGGUCUAUCCUCUGACAGUCGCCUCGAAGAGUGCUAGUGUGGCACGAAAAACUGCAGCCAAUAAAAUUCUGAAAAAUAUGGGAGAACACAGUCCAACUCUAGUGCAACAAGCGAUUAUGGCGAGCGAUGAGCUUAUCCGGGUGGCAAUUCUCUGGCACGAGCAGUGGCACGAAGCCCUCGAGGAGGCCAGUAGACUGUACUUCGGUGAGAGAAACGUCACAGGGAUGUUCGAGACCCUGGAGCCCCUCCACAAGACACUGGAGCGAGGCCCCGAGACCCUGAAGGAGACCUCUUUCAAUCAGGCAUACGGUAGAGACCUGAUGGACGCACGCGAGUGGUGUCACAGGUACAGGGUCUCCGGUAAUGUGAGAGAUCUCAAUCAAGCCUGGGACCUCUAUUAUCACGUCUUCAGGAGGAUAUCCAGGCAGCUGCCCCAGUUAACUAGUCUAGAAUUGCAGUAUGUGAGUCCGAAGCUUCUCCUCUGCAGGGACCUCGAGCUCGCCGUACCUGGGAGCUACUCCCCAGGUCAGCCCAUCGUCAGAAUCCAGAGUAUCCACAGCUCGAUGCAGGUGAUCACCAGUAAACAGCGACCCAGAAAGCUCUGCAUCAGAGGGAGCAAUGGAAAGGACUAUAUGUUCCUGUUGAAGGGCCACGAGGAUCUCAGGCAAGACGAACGAGUGAUGCAGCUCUUUGGGCUGGUGAAUACACUCCUCCUCCACGACCCUGACACCUUCAGGAGAAAUCUUACGAUUCAGAGGUACGCUGUCAUACCCUUAUCUACGAAUAGUGGACUCAUCGGUUGGGUGCCUCAUUGUGACACUCUGCACACUCUGAUAAGGGAUUAUCGGGAUAAAAAGAAGAUCCUCUUGAACAUCGAGCACAGGAUCAUGCUGAGGAUGGCACCAGACUACGAUCACUUAAUGCUCAUGCAGAAAGUCGAGGUGUUCGAGCAUGCAUUGGAGCACACCCACGGAGAUGAUCUCUCCCGUCUUCUCUGGCUCAAGUCACCGUCCAGCGAAGUCUGGUUCGACAGAAGAACUAAUUACACCAGAUCACUGGCAGUGAUGUCGAUGGUGGGGUACAUCCUUGGACUUGGGGAUCGACAUCCCUCGAAUCUCAUGCUGGAUCGCCUCAGUGGAAAAAUCCUACACAUUGACUUCGGCGAUUGCUUCGAGGUGGCAAUGACCAGAGAGAAAUUUCCUGAAAAAAUCCCCUUCAGGCUCACCAGGAUGCUGAUUAAUGCGAUGGAAGUGACUGGCAUUGAGGGCACGUACAGGAGAACCUGCGAGUCAGUCAUGUCCGUUCUCCAUAGAAAUAAGGACAGUCUGAUGGCUGUCCUCGAGGCAUUUGUUUAUGAUCCUUUAUUGAAUUGGAGACUGAUGGAUAAUGCUGCACCCAAGGGCACGAGGUCUGACGCCCAGAGCAUGACCACUAGCAGCAGUCAGGAGCACGGGGAUAUCCUCGAGUCACUGACUUCCACUCUUCCGAAAAAAGGGGUUGGACCCUGCAGCAUUGAGAAUGGAGGGGACACCAAUCAGCCUGAAGCCCUCAAUAAAAAGGCUCUCGCCAUCAUCACGAGGGUCAGGGAUAAAUUGACAGGAAGGGAUUUCCUUCAUGAAGAAACUCUCAGUGUCCAACGACAGGUCCAACUGCUCAUUCAACAGGCAACCAACAACGAGAACCUGUGUCAGUGCUACAUUGGAUGGUGUCCAUUCUGGUAAUUAUGGGAUGGCAAGGGCUCAACAAUGCAUUUCUGCAAUUUAAAAUGCUUUAUUCGAAUUAUUUUCUACUGUUAUCUCACGAAUGCUGUAUAUAGUACAAUGUCAAUACGCGGUUUUGUAUAUAGUUACAGUUGUAUUUGUAUUAAGCUUGUAAUUUAGGUGAAUAUUUGUGUAAUUUGGAUAAUAUUGUAACGGAUACGUGGAAGAAUCGAAUUUAUGAGUGAAAAGGUGAAAUAAUCUAGAGUCUUUUUGAAAACUUCAGCACCUUGAUAUACGAUAUUUUCUCAGAUAAAUGAGUGAUCGCCAUAAAAUAUUCACAAUUUCACUGAUAAAUUGCCCGAAGGCUAAAAUCGAACGAUAAACGAGUCAUAUAAUUUUCCCAUCGAAAGAUGAAUAAAUCUUCACGAAAGAUCAA
This is a messenger RNA of Fopius arisanus, 8627 nucleotides long. It is a transcript of the gene Tor, whose product is annotated as serine/threonine-protein kinase Tor. Lineage: Eukaryota; Metazoa; Arthropoda; Insecta; Hymenoptera; Braconidae. The coding region runs from base 680 to 8212 and encodes 2510 amino acids. Gene Ontology annotation, cellular component: TORC1 complex; TORC2 complex; nucleus. The record is from RefSeq and is a predicted model, not a curated record. Gene Ontology annotation, biological process: TOR signaling; negative regulation of macroautophagy; protein phosphorylation. The transcript has 2 exons. Gene Ontology annotation, molecular function: protein-containing complex binding; protein serine/threonine kinase activity; protein binding.